GUUGAAAGUGUGCACAAAAGAGAUUCUUUGUCCGAAUCGAGGGCAGGCACGAUAUCGUUUUCUGAACAUGUAACUAACAACACUCGCCCAAGGACUAUAGAUACCGCACCCCCAGCUUUCGGGUUUGACUUCUAAGAUAUCAAGCAGAUACUUGAGAAUUCAAUUCAAGAGUACACUGAGGCUAAAUUUCUACAUUCAGAUAGCAAUUUACCAAAAAUAGUACCAACCUAGAAUAAGCACAAAAUGUCUUCCAGAAUACUACAAGAGCGGGAAGAGGAGAAAAUCACUACAGAUUUGUUCCAAGACUUGUUCAGAACUUCACUACAACGCCAAGAUGAAAAUCAAGUCAACAAGGUCGGCGAAGGAGAGACGAGUCUCUUCGUCACCCAAAACGAGGAUAUUCAACAUUCGAUCUACAGUGAGAUUCUGGCACCAGAAACUGAAGGAUCGACAGAUGAUUUCGAUUUCAGCCUUUACGCAAGAUAUCCAACCUAUACAGUCGAGGCUCUUGGUGAGAACAUACACCAAAUUGAAUCCAUUACAAUGCCAUCCAGAAUCAUUCCAGGUUUCGAUCAGGGUACACGACCUAGCAUGGCCCUCCUGCAAUACCUCAGAGAAUGGCAUCAAGAGCACGAGGAACCCUUUCCUUUUCAUAAGCUGACACACUGCAUUAUCGAAGAUCCUUCUUGUAUCCCCGCAUCCACAGGCCAUAGAUUGUUCUCAUCUGAUUAUUGUACAUAUGUACGUCAACAAGUCGUAGAAUUUUUUCGAGAAGAAAAUCGACGACACCCUGAAGUCAGGAUUCCCAGAGUGAUUGCUUACUCCCAGAAAACAGGAACUGGCAGAUGCAGCGAUUGCAUUGCAGAAAUCAGACGAAGACGGCUAGGACGAUUGUUAGGACAUUAGUUAGAAGAGGGCAGUUCCAUCUUCUGACUGUGUCUCGCAUUUCAAAUCCCCGAUCUAUCAGCCUGUGUUUCAGCCUUGAGCAUCUUUCCUUACUAUUUCAUAGGCUCCCAUUAUCUUUCCUUACUCUUUCCUUGGCUCCGAGCAACCUUUGUUACUAUUCCCUUGCCUUCUUUGAGUCACAAUUCAUUUCCUUUUCCAUCAUUACAAUCUUUUCUGUGCCCUUGAUUUUUCCUCCGACUUUCUUCUCCUGUAUAUCAAAACAUAGUGACCUUGAUAUGAAGUGAUGCUGAUACUGUGCCUAAGUUGAAGCCCCGUUGUAAGAUGUGAAUAACAUGCAGAAAACAACAACUCAAAACAGCUUAAGGGGCGCGAAGGCUUCGCCAUAACAUGCGUCCACUCACAAAUCCUGUCAGAUAACCGAUCAAAAAGAAACUUCACUCCAAAUCGGUCUCUUUGCAAGGUCUUAAUUCUAAUGAUUAUCUGAGUACAUCAUCAUUCCCUUGAGCAUCAUUACUGAUUCGGAACAUGUGUUAUGGUUCAUUCCAAUAAAUUGAAGAGCCGGCUUGAAGAUAAUAAAAGCAUAUCUGAUUGAAAUCCGCGCAGAACCCA
This is a messenger RNA of Botrytis cinerea B05.10, 1515 nucleotides long. RefSeq lists its product as hypothetical. NCBI's taxonomy places the organism in Eukaryota, Fungi, Ascomycota, Leotiomycetes, Helotiales, Sclerotiniaceae. The record is from RefSeq and is a predicted model, not a curated record. Bases 244 to 906 code for a protein of 220 amino acids. The transcript has a single exon.